UAUUCUCACAUUUGUUUAUUUUUCCACAGAUACGUUGUUUGGGCGGACCACAAUAACACUGCACCAAAAAUAAUGCGCGCAGAUUUGACAGGGGAAAAUCAUCAAGAGUUGUUCACAACGUUUCAUGGAUUGCCUCUUUACGUUAUCAUCGAUUACAGUGAGAAUCGAGUGUACUGGACCGAUAUUCACCUUUUUUACACCUUUAUCGGAUCAAUUGGAAUCGACGGGAGUGCAUAUCAAGGCUUAGGAUAUCUUCACCCGGUUUUCUAUCCGUUUGACUUGGCAAUCUUUCAAAGCAAUUUCUACUGGGCUGAUCAGAAUUUACAAGGAGUGUCGUGGUUCAAUUUUAAGUCUUCAUCUCCCACUGUGAACACUCGUCAAAAUUUGUCUCCAUACAUCGUGCUCGGAGUAACGAUUUCAGACCUAUCAACGCAGCCUAUGGCCGUUGACCAGCCAUGCGCAGUAAACAAUGGAAACUGCAGCCAUCUAUGUUUGUUAACUCCAGGGAGAGGAAGGAAGUGCGCAUGCCCUCAGGGCGUCGACUUGAAUGACGACGGAACGACUUGUGCUAACGGCUCGGCACUUGCGACACAGGCACCACCGCUUCCAGACGUCCAAGUGCGUCUCGUGGGCUCCUCAUUGGCCAGCAGGGGUCGUGUUGAAGUACUUUAUAAUGGCCAGUGGGGAACAAUAUGUGAUGACUACUGGGGAAUAGCCGAAGCACACGUCAUCUGCCGAAUGCUGAACUAUUCAGGUGCCGAGUUUGCACCACGGAAUGCGCUUUUUGGCGAAGGAUCAGCAUCCAUGCCCAUCCUGUUAGACAAUGUCAAAUGUCGAGGUGACGAGUCCACAAUUGCCGCUUGUCGACACAGUGGAUGGGGUCAAAAUAAUUGCGACCAUUCAGAUGACGCUAGUGUUGUCUGUUGGAGAGAGUCUACGGCUCCUGUUCAAGGACCAACUCUGGCUCCUGGGCCACACCCAGGUAUGUGUUUGGAAAUUUUGCUUCGAAUUCCGAUUGGUUUAUCACGUUUCUUUGCAAUAACUCUCGCAGUAUUCUAAUUUGCCCCGCUCAACCGAAUAUAAAAAAUUUAUUACGUAUUGAACAACCAUUUCUGGGGUGUGCCAAUACUAACCUUGUAUGACCCUCUUCAUCAUGUCCUUUCAAUCAAAAUUACAUGAUAACGACUUAAAGAAAACAAUACUAGCCUGUAAAAUAAACCUGUAUAGAGCUUACAACAACCCGAUUCGUCAAUACUCGAAAAUACUAGCCGGCCUUAGUCAUUGGGUAUUUAAUUUAGAGGGCGAAAAAGCGGCCGUAUGACUCGAAUGAAUACAAACGAAGACAAUAUGAUAUCUAUACCAAUUCCCCGCUAAUGAAGCGUUGUAACAACGUGUCACGAUGACAUAACACCCCUGGGACGAGGUUACACAACCCAUGAUAAAUACAUUUCCAAGAAUUCUUGCGCGCUCAUUGGUCUAGAGCUAUGGCUGAUGAGAAUAUUGACCA
This is a messenger RNA of Orbicella faveolata, 1507 nucleotides long. RefSeq lists its product as uncharacterized. The record is from RefSeq and is a predicted model, not a curated record. Gene Ontology annotation, cellular component: membrane. NCBI's taxonomy places the organism in Eukaryota, Metazoa, Cnidaria, Anthozoa, Scleractinia, Merulinidae.